This is a messenger RNA of Hymenoscyphus albidus, 2908 nucleotides long. NCBI's taxonomy places the organism in Eukaryota, Fungi, Ascomycota, Leotiomycetes, Helotiales, Helotiaceae. The record is from the annotation of a GenBank genome assembly.
CAACUCAUCUUCUCACCUUCACACUCUUUUUAGUGCAUUUUGCAUUUUGUUUUAGCAUUCUUUUUUCUCUCUAUUAUUUCAUACUCUCUUUUGCACUUUUGCACCCCUUUUUCAAUACCUUCUCUCUCACUCUUUCAAUUAUUCUGAAAUAAUCCUCUCGAGUCCUGAUCAAUCAAAUCCGCAAAAAUGCAGCUCUGUAACAGCCCAAUCGUAGUUCUCCUGAUUGUCAAUUUGAUUGCAGUCAAUGGCAGAGCUCUUCCACAAAUCACCAAUGGAGACCUUUCUAGCUUCAAAAAACAGUUAGUCUAAAUGUCCACAAAUUAUCUUUUCAUGAAGCUAAUAAUUACCCCAGCAGUUCCGGUAGUGGUUCAUCUACAGUCGUAGUAUCACGAUCACCACACUCUGGUGCCCGCAAGGAGGACUUGCCAACCAUCUCUACUCCAAAGGCCAAGAGACACGAAGAUGACGACAGUGACGAUGAGGAGUACGAUCUGACCGACGACCUUGAGCAAGCCAUCGAGGAAAAAUACCAGACUUGGAAGGCCCAUAUGGGCGAGAAGAUCAAGCAAGGGCUUCACUUAUCAAACGACACCGCUCAUGCCGCUACUCAGAAGACCAUUAUUCCUGUUGAGGCCCCUCCUGUUGAGGGUCCUCCUGUUGAUCUCGACCUUAAGGAUGAUGCCGAAGAUAUCAAGAAAGAAGCCGAAGACGAGGAGGAAAUGCCCAUCAAGCGCCGUCAAGAGGAUGGAUACGAUCUUUCCGAAGACCUUGAAAAUGAAGCCACGGAGAGAUACGACUCAUGGAGACAGCACCUACAAGACAAAUUCGACGCAAAGGUUCAAGAAAAGGUCAACAAGUACCUUCCUGUUCCUCCUCAGAACGAGACUGCUCCCCUCGCCAAACGCUUUGAUUUUACGGACGCCAUCAAAGAUGCUUUCACGGGCAAGAUCGAGGAUGUCAAGGAAAAGGCCGCUACCAAGUUGCUCAAGACAGCUGGCAUACUCCCACCCCAAACGAACGGAACCAGCUCUGCUGAUCCCGCCAUUGAUCCAGCUACUGGUCUUCCAUACGCAGACCCAGCAAUUGAUCCGGCUACUGGUCUUCCAAUCGCUCCCCCAGCCAUCGAUCCUACUACCGGUCUUCCAAUCGCUCCCCCAGCCAUCGAUCCUACUACCGGUCUUCCAAUCGCUCCCCCAGCGCCCGCUCCUUACCCAGCUCCAGCUCCUUACCCGGCUGCUCCUUACCCAGCUCCAGCUCCUUACCCGGCUGCUCCUUACCCAGCUCCAGCUCCUUACCCGGCUGCUCCUUACCCAGCUCCAGCUCCUUACCCGGCUGCUCCUUACCCAGCUCCAGCUCCUUACCCGGCUGCUCCUUACCCAGCUCCAGCUCCUUACCCGGCUGCUCCUUACCCAGCUCCAGCUCCUUACCCGGCUCCUGCUACAGUUCCUGCUGCUGCCCCAGCUGUAGCCCCUGCCGUUGCUGCUCCUGCCGCUGCUCCCGUCUCCAAGAGACAGGAAUUGACCGUGAGCUUCGACGGAAAAUGUAGUGCGACCCAAACCUGCUUAGGCUCAACUUUCGGUCCCUGCUGCAGUCAAUACGGAUGGUGCGGAAGCUCUGAGGCUUACUGUGGCACCGGUGGAGGCCUCCCAACUACUCAACCACAGGAUGUCGAUGUCAGCGAGGCUCUUGCAGCUUUGGCUGUCGCAAAAUGGGAAGAGUUGAAGCGAGACUUGGCACAGAAGAUUGAUGGGAUGAACAACGCUACCUCUGGUGCUGUUGAUGGUACUCAAAAGUUCUCCGAAGACCAAUGGAACUCUCUAAAGGAAAGCAUUGGAGACUUCCGCAAUGCUACAUCUGACAACAUCGACGCUCUCCAGGACUAUUCUGCCGAGCAAUGGAUGGAGAUCAGAAAAAACUUUGAAGAACUUCGCCUAGCUGCUGCUAACCAAGUUGACGAGGUUCAGCAAUUCACUGACGAGAAAUGGGAGUCCGUCAAGCAAAGCAUCUACGACACCCGCAUGUCUGUCUUCGAGAAGGCCCACGAAAUCAAGGAAAAUAUUGGUAACAGCAUCGACCGAGCCGGAGAAAAGAUUGACAACAAAUACGAUGAAUUCAAGAACUCUACCAAGGACGCCAUCAAUGACGCUCAGGACCUCGCUCAGGACGGUCUCUACCUUGCUGGUGACGCCGGUCACUAUGUUAAGGAGAAGGUCGGAGACGGUGUUGACAAAGUCGCCAACGUUACUGGGAAUGCUGCUCACCAGAUUAAGGAAGACUUUGUUGAUCUCAAGGACGAUGUCAAAGAGUUCGCUGAAGAUGCCGGUGAGGACGUUGACAGCAAAUGGGACGCAUUCAAGCAAUACUUGGGUGACAACAUCAUUCACCUCGGAGAAAAGAUCGGAAACGAUGAUGAUGACUCUAAGGUUGUCAAAGACCCACAGGACCUCCCAGUUGAGAAUUCAGAUCCACUUCCAGUCGAGAACUCAGAUCCACUUCCAGUUGAGGACCCAGAGGCCCUUCCAGUUGUGAAGCGUGAAUCCGGAAAAUACAAUGACAACUACGGCUCUGCUGACGAGGGAUGGGCCGAGCACAAGAACUAAUUAAACGACCAGAUGCAUUACUAAUGUCGAUGGAAAACGCCACUUGAUUUGAAUCUGGAGUUUGGUUGGCGAGUUUUUGUUUUUGUUUUGAUUUUCUUUAUUUUGGGGAUUGUAUAAAAGUCGAUGAAUGGGAGUUGAAUGACGAUAGACAUUGAGACAGUUGAUGUGCAUUCAGUUGCAGAGAUGAAUUCUUUCAACACACAGAGGCUCUAGGAAGCAUAUUGGGGUUUUAGAUAUAUGUUCUGCCAGAGAUAAUUAGCAUGCUAGUUUUACAUAAAUGAGAGAUUUUGGGUUUUCUUUAUAAAGAU